UGUGAGCUUCCAUUCAUUUCCUGAGAACUGCCCUGUGCAGCUGAGAGAAGCGGAGAGGGGAGGGAGUCACACGAAGAGAGAGCGAGAAAGAGGACUGUAUAAGGAAGAGAGUUUCUGUCGCUCUGCAGCUCCUGAUCAGACGCCAUCAAAAACAGGAUGUUAAUGCUAGACGGAAUGCCUGCAGUCCGAGUCAAAGUAGAACCUCUGGAAUCUGAAAGUGGGAGCAGGCCUGAUGGAGCACAGGGUUGUGGAGAGCCACAGCUGCAGCAGGAAUGCUCCCAGUGCCUCUAGUCAUGGCCACUGCAGCCAUCUUGGCAGGGCUCAAUCACAGAUGCAGAGACACCGCUUUACCUAAAGUGCACAAUUACCCUCAUAUGGAGGCCAUGCCCCUCCUGCUCAGCAAAGUGAAAGCAGAGCCUCCAGAAGAUCUUCUAUCUUCCGAGCAGUUCCAGACCCAGACAGAGCCAGUGGACCUGUCCAUCAAGACACGGACAUCAUCUCCUUCGUCUAACACCUCAGCCUUCUCUCCAUCCUCUUCUUCAUCAUCAUCAUCCUCACCUUCCGUCAUCACCUCCAUCUCUUCUGGAAUGCCCUCUGUGUUGACACCUGGGCCCUUUGUGGGCUCUUCACAAGGAGUUAGAAGCCAGCAGUUUUUGCACAUCAUCCACUCUGUCCCCCCUUCAAGCCCCAGUAAACUGGCCAGCCAGGUGCACCGCAUCCCUGUGGUGGUGCAAUCGUUGCCCCUCAUGUACACCACGGCUGUACGCUCUCCUUCCACCCUCAACUCCACUAUCAUGUUACCUCUCCUGGACCAAGCCAAGUGCCAGGGCAAAGCACAAACAGACCCCAAUGGCCUGUCGCCAAGUCAAAUCAAAAGUGACAGCGAUGAUGAUGACCUGCCAAACGUGACCUUGGACAGUGUUAAUGAAACAGGAUCCACAGCUUUGUCUAUAGCCCGAGCAGUGCAGGAUUCUAUGUCACCAUUCAGUAUUGAGAGCAUUCGACGGCCACAGCCACCUGAAUCUCCAGACUCCAAGAAGAGACGUAUCCACAGGUGUGACUUUGCGGGCUGUAAUAAAGUUUAUACCAAGAGCUCCCACUUAAAGGCACACCGGAGGACACACACAGGUGAGAAGCCAUACAAGUGCACCUGGGAUGGCUGCACAUGGAAGUUUGCCCGCUCUGACGAGUUGACACGACAUUACCGUAAACACACAGGGGUCAAACCCUUUAAGUGUGGGGACUGCGACCGAAGCUUCUCCCGUUCAGACCAUCUGGCCCUGCACCGCCGUAGACACAUGCUGGUCUGAACUGGGUCAUCUAACUCACAUAUCCUUGCACAUACACACCCACACACAUAAGGGGGGAGCUGGGUCUCCCCAAAUAGUGUUCAGCUGGCUGGACACAGACAUGGCCAUCCCUGCCCCUGAGAAAGUGAGAGAGGAUAAAAGAAAAACUGAGAUAAAGUAUUAUGAUGAUUUCCACACAUCUGAAGACCUUAACAGGGUCCAUUCAGGUGGCGAUGGAGGAGGCUAUUCUACAGCUACCUGUCAUUCUGAAGUUUGGAGUCCAGGAUGUUCGUGUCUGCCUGAAAAAAUUCUUCACUUGGAUAAAUAGAUUGUUUUCUGGUUUUUCUUUCUGAAUCUUCCUUGUGUUCUACUAAAAUAUGGCUGCUUUUCAGUCAACAUCUACAAUGUGAAGAAAUGCAGAAAGGAAUGGCUGUACAUGUUGUCAUUCUGGUCCAAGCCUUAUCUGGGCUGCACCUGAGGCAGAUGUUGGCCAAGUUCACAUGGUGAUGAAGGCAAAAGUGGGACUGACCAUUAAUAGUGUUGUUGCACAAUUUCUUGCAUUUACCUUUGUGGAACAUCAGCAGCCAGGCACAGCUAAGAUGUAUCAAUGGGUUGUUCUUUUGAUGACUGAUUGGUGACUUUGGACCAGUGAUUUCUUGAUGAGAGGAACAGAGGUUGUCAUUUACUACAGGUCAACACACAAGCAAAUGAGAUUACACAAAGCAACAUAUCAAAAAUGUUAUUUAUGGUCAUUGUAUCUUCUGUUUCCCCAAAUGCAGAUUUUCAAUUUAAAUUGAGACUUAAUGAAUUUGAUCCCUAUAUAAAACAGAUGAACAGAAAGGCAGUGGAGACCAGCAUGUAUUUCAAUCUUUGUCCAGUCAUGUUUAUGCUUGUUUAGUGCUGAUCUAGCUGGUGGACCAGCAUCGGCAUACUAUUCUCCAGCACUUAGUGAAGCUGGUUGACCAGGAUGUCUUGCUGGUUUAGUGAACUAAGAAGCCUGGUGGAGACAAAAAUGCAACAUAUCCUGGUGAUCAGUUAAGGUUUUUUUUUAAUACACCUAAGAACUGAUGUGCACAAUUUAUUUUCCUCUGCCUUCUCUCCUGUCUUGUUAAACUGUCGCCUGGCACCACAGCGCAUCCUGCUUGCGCAGCUCUUGACUGCCCAAAGCGUUGAAGUCAGGUGUGCUCCUGUAAACAAGGUCAUUCUUGCGUGCGCGCCAGUUUCAAAUGAGUGACAAGGUGAAUUACCACUUAUAUUUCGGUCUGUUCCUCACACAACACUGUCAUAUGGCUUCAGAAAAAUUUAAAUAUAAGGCACGGGUGUUUUAGAUUACUUAAUGGCGCUUUCGGAGCUUGGAAAGCCACGAACACCUUCAUCUCGUCCCUCACGGGUGUUUCACGGAUGAAAAAAGUAAAACCGGGUUUGAACGACAAGGGUGAGUAAAUGAUGGCGGAAAGGUUAGUUUUUAUUAAAGUUUAUCAGUAUAAUUAAGCAGGUGUUAAUUAUUGUCCAGAGGUCCUGAUCACGACUGUAACAGCGCAUAGACGACGCUGUCACGUGAUACUUGUUACCUUUUUCAGCGCUGGCCAGGAUGCGACAAUCACAGUCAUUUAUUAUUACUGGAUUUUUUUUUUUUUUUUACAGAAGAGCAAUAUAUCAUUUCCGAUAGUGCUAGCCUGGUACGGUCCCUUGUACUUGCGUAGGCUUAUAUCAAGUGGCUUUGAAUCAUGCACAAAACUCUGGAUUUCUAACUGUGCCACUUUUGUUUUCUAUAAUUCACAUACUCUCUACCACAUUUUAGAGGUCUUGCAACUUUGUAGAAUAUGCAGAGGAAGUCUUAAGAAGGUUAUUUCCUUUAUUUGUGAGAUUGCUUGUAGAUGAACUGCUAAAUUGCAAGUGUCAAUGAUUAGUACAACAGCUUUGCAAAAAUGAGAGAAAAUGGCUUUUUCCUUUACCAUGUAUUUUCUAAGAAUCCAGAUUCAGUUGUAUAGCAUUUUACGGAAUGCGCUAAGUACUGUUUGAAAUGCAUCAGGCAAGGUCUUUGCAAACUUCAGUGCAAGCAUUUGUCUACUUCACUGUUUAGUUUUUUUUGUUUUUUUAGUGUCAGCCUUGCAUCACACCAAAUUAAAGGGAUAGUUCAACCAAAAAUGAAAAUUCUCUCAUCAUUUACUCAUCCUAAUGAUAUACAAAAUAUUACUUAAUUUCUUCAGCACAACUUUUGAAGAAAAUUAGAAUAAUAUCUCAGCUCAGUAGGUCCUUAAAAUGCAAGUGGAUGGUGAUAAUUUGAAGCUCCAAAAAUCGCGUGUGAAAAAGAUCAAUAUGUAAGUAUUUUUUUUUUUUACUCUAAAUCAUUGCUUUCGGUCAUUAGCGGUAUGCAUAUGUGACGUAAUCAUUUUGGCACGUGAAAAACAUGAGAACUGAGGCACUUGUGGGACACAUGGAUGAGCAGUGCUCUUUGUGUGCUUAUCCUGGAUGUCUCAACCGUGAGAAGAACGUGAGUUUACAUCCAUAACAUGUUAAUGCAAAUACAUCACACAAGAGACCACAUGCUCUCCACCCUUUUGUGAAGCUUACCAGAAGGGACUAUUUAGAGUUAAAAAGUACUUAUAUAGAUUUUUUUUCUGCACCAGAAGUGAUUGUAUUGCUUUAGAAGACAUUAAUUUAACUGCUGGAGUUGUAUCGAUGAUGUUUAUGCUGACUGUCUGUGAUUUUUUUAUUUUUAAGCUUCAAAUGUCGAAUCACCAUCCACUUGCAUUUUAAGGACCUACAGUUGAAGUCAGAAGUUUACAUGCACUUAGGUUGAAGUCAUUAAAACUCAUUUUUUAACCCCUCAGGUUUAUUAUUAGCAAACUAUAGUUUUGGCAAGUCGUUUAGGACAUCUACUUUAAGUAAUUUUUCCAAAAAUUGUUUACAGACAGAUUGAGAUAGAUAGAGAUGAAUGUAGUUUGGUGCGAAAGUGCAAAUCAAUCCCAGAACAACAGCAAAGGACCUUGUGAAGAUGCUGGAGGAUACAGGUAGACAAGUAUCUAUAUCCACAGUAAAACGAUUCCUAUAUUUACAUAGCCUGAAAGGCUGCUCAGCAAGGAAGAAGCCACUGCUCCAAAACUGCCAUAAAAAGCCAGAAUACAGUUUUUUUUAAGUCCACACUCUUACUUUUGCAGAAAUUUCCUCUGUUCUAAUGAAACAAAUAUGGAACUUUUUGACCAUAACGACCAAUCGUUAUGUUUGGAGGAAAAAGGGUAAGGCUUGCAAGCCGAAGAACAACAUCUCAACCGUGAAGCAUGGGGUGGCAGUAUCAUGUUGUGGGGGUGCUUUGCUGCUGGAGGGUGCACUUCACAAAAUGUAUGACAUCACAAGGGUGGAAAAUGAUGUGGAUAUAUUGAAGCAACAUCUCAAGACAUCAGCCAUGAAGUUAAAGCUCAGGCGUAAAUGGGUUUUCCAAAUGGACAAUGACCCAAAACAUACCUCCAAAGUUGUGGCAAAAUGGCUUGAGGACAAGGUAUUGGAGUGGCCAUCACAAAGCACUGACCUUAAUCUGAUUUGUGGGCAGAAUUUAAAUGUGUGUGCAAGCAAGGGAGGACUACAAACCUGACUCAGUUACACCAGUUCUGUGUUGAGGAAUGGGCCAAAAUUCCAGCAACUUAUUGUGAGAAGCUUGUGGAAGGCUAUUCAAAAUAUUUGAUCCAAGUUAAACAAUUCAAGGCAAUUUUACCAGAUACUAACAAACUGUAUGCAAACUUAAGUUGAAAUAAAUCAUUCCCUUUACUAUUAUUCUGACAUUUCACAUUCUUAAAGUAAAGUAGUGAUCCUAACUGACCUAAGAAAGUGAAUGUUUUCUACGAUUAAAUGUCAGGAAUUGUGAAACUUAGUUUAAAUGUAUUUAGCUAAGGUGUAUUUAAACUUCUGAAGGUGUCUUCAACUGUACUGAGCUGAGAUAUUUAUUUUUUUAUUUUUUCAAAUGUGUCUUGGUAAAGAAAGAAAGUCACACAGACCUGGGAUAUCAUGAGGGUGAGUAUAUUAUGAGAGAAUUUUAAUUUUGGGGUGAACAAUACCUUUAACAAUUCCCAAAGUUACCAGUAGAGAGCAGUGGGGUGAAUAUCAAAGGUAUCUCUGAUAGGCUCUCCAGAUUACCGGUUUCUUUUUUCACAAUAUUCUUUGUUUUAUGCAUUCAUGCUUAACCUGUAAAUGUAUUAAAUUAUUUACUGAGCCAUAUGCCCUGCCAUUCGAAUAUUUUACAAUCUUCUUUUAAGAAUCGUCUCUUUAUCAAAAAAAAAAAAUAUAUAUAUA
This is a messenger RNA of Xyrauchen texanus (razorback sucker), 5576 nucleotides long. Its product is annotated as Krueppel-like factor 12. The coding region runs from base 273 to 1310 and encodes 345 amino acids. The transcript has 7 exons. The record is from RefSeq and is a predicted model, not a curated record. Lineage: Eukaryota; Metazoa; Chordata; Actinopteri; Cypriniformes; Catostomidae. Gene Ontology annotation, biological process: regulation of transcription by RNA polymerase II. Gene Ontology annotation, molecular function: RNA polymerase II cis-regulatory region sequence-specific DNA binding; DNA-binding transcription factor activity, RNA polymerase II-specific.